This is a messenger RNA of Candidula unifasciata, 880 nucleotides long. The record is from the annotation of a GenBank genome assembly. Lineage: Eukaryota; Metazoa; Mollusca; Gastropoda; Stylommatophora; Geomitridae.
UUUGCUCGUUUUUUCACGUUUACGUGGGAGUACGGCGAGAUCUUGUGUAAAGCUGUGCACUACUUCCAGAAUCUGACCAUCAUCUGUUCUGUGUUAAAUCUGAUUGGGCUUAGCUUUGAGAGGUACUAUGCUAUCCUGCACCCAAUGAGAGCCAAGUACAUGUGUACAGUAACGAUAGCCCGUCGCCUGGUCAUCCUCAUAUGGUCACUGAGUGUGGUCAUGGCCUUGCCCAUCCUCGUUGGUCAGCGUCAACGCCUGGUCGGAGGAGCACGUAAAGGGUACUGGUGUGUGGAAGACUGGGACUCGCCUCUGAUUGCCAAGGUGUACAAUCUGUACAUGUUUGUCGUUGCCUACGUUCUGCCGCUGACCCUCAUGACGCUGGCAUACACCAACAUCUGCAGGAGGUUGUGGCAGGUCAAGUACCAACAUCCGUCGCUGAGGGCCACCCACAGCUACAUGAGACCAGACAGAGAUCCUUCUUCCCCAGAAGAAAGUUUGGAAGUGUGCAACUUUUUAAGAAGUUCUACAGUCCACCGGGAAAAGAUCCGCUCUGUGAACGAGGAGAGCACCAGGAGACAGGUGGUCAAGAUGCUGGUGUUCGUUGUGGCGCUGUUUGCCAUCUGCUGGGGUCCCAUCAUGUUCAACAAUGUCCUAGUGGCCUUCCAUGUCCUCCAGCCCCUUCACCAUGGAUAUCUGAAGCCCAUGAGACAAGGCUUCUGGCUGAUGGGCUACGUCAACUCCUGUCUUAAUCCGAUUGUCUACGGAUUUAUGUCUAAGAAUUUUCGAGAAUCUUUUAGAAACACUGUCAGUCUGUGUGUGUUAGGAAGGGACAUAUCACGUCACAGGACCUUGUGCAGAUGUACUUUCAACGCCACUACAG